Molecule: messenger RNA, 360 nt
Organism: Cariama cristata (Red-legged seriema)
Lineage: Eukaryota; Metazoa; Chordata; Aves; Cariamiformes; Cariamidae
Product: growth arrest-specific protein 7-like
Exons: 4
Biological process (GO): neuron projection morphogenesis; actin filament polymerization
Cellular component (GO): plasma membrane; cytoplasm; actin filament
Molecular function (GO): actin filament binding
Source: RefSeq, a predicted model, not a curated record
AUAAACUGUGUGACUUUCCCCCAUCCUGACAUAAUGCCAGAGCAGCAGUUGCUGAAACCUUCGGAGUGGAGCUACUGUGAUUAUUUCUGGGCUGAUAAGAAGGAUUCGCAAGGGAACAAUACAGUGUCGGGAUUUGAAAUUCUUCUUCAAAAGCAACUUAAAGGGAAACAAAUGCAGAAAGAAAUGGCAGAGUUUGUUCGAGAAAGGAUAAAGAUUGAGGAGGAAUAUGCUAAGAACCUGUCCAAACUGUCUCAGAAUUCCUUGGCUGCUCAGGAAGAGGGCACACUAGGAGAGGCUUGGGCUCAGCUAAAGAAGAGUCUAGCUGAUGAAGCGGAGGUUCAUCUCAAAUUUUCUUCUAAG